This is a messenger RNA of Brenthis ino (lesser marbled fritillary), 549 nucleotides long. Lineage: Eukaryota; Metazoa; Arthropoda; Insecta; Lepidoptera; Nymphalidae. The record is from the annotation of a GenBank genome assembly.
AUGACUCGGAUAUCAACAGCAAAUUCAUCAUCGCUUCUUGAAAGAUUUCCUGCGACUACUACUUCAUCUACAACGACGAUUGCUACCAAUAAUAUCAUCGUUAUCUCAAAACCAGGAAAUGGCAACAAAAGACCACCUAUCAUCAUUUAUCCUACUGUGACACCCGAGUCGAUUGUUGUGCCGAUAGUAUCUUGUAUAUUCGGCUUUCCAUUGUUGGCGUUAACCGUAAUAUGUUGUCUACGACGACGAGCUAAAUUAGCCAGGGAGCGUGCACGUCGACGUAACUGCGAACUGGACCGCGGGGAGCUUUCAGUUGUAAGGCUAUCACCAGUGAAGAGCAGGCCUCGUGCAGUCAGCCUGGUCCGCUCGCCCAGACCUCCUCCUACGCUAGAACUUGACACCGUUUUAGAAGAACGAUCAGACCCAGAACAAACUACACUUUCACAAGUGGAAAUAACACCAGACAGAGAGGUGGGGACGAUUCUCUUCAGCGCAAUUGGUGCAGUGGGUAGCGCGGCAGUUUCAGCGGCCGCGUGUGCUAGGGACAGC